AUGCCGCCGGAGGGCAUCGCUCGCAUCGCCGACACCUUGCAGAAGCGGACUUACCAGCCCAAGGAGGACAUCAUCCGGCAGCAUGAGGAGGGCAAGGAGUUCUUCAUCAUGCUCUCGGGCGUGGCACGGGUAUGGGUCCGAACAGGCAACGACGAGCAGGAAUACAAGCGCUACAAGGCGGGAGAUCUCUUCGGAGAGCUCGCGCUGCUGAAGAACGCCCCGCGGGCGGCCUUCGUCUCUGCGGUCACCAGCGUCGAGGUGCUGGCCCUGACCCGGAAGCAGUUCGAAAGGCUUUUCGGGCCAAUGACGGACCUGCAACAACAGCAGUACCUGACGGAUCCCAGGAAGCUCAUUGCAGACUUCUACAUGGCCGGGGACGCUCGAGGACCCCGCGGCAGUCUGAAGCUGCAUCAGUUGGCGCCAGAUGCCAAAGCUCACGGCGAGAGCACCUGGUUUGCGGUGUACCGGCCUACCAGCAAGGACGCCAUUGCCAAGAUGCUGUCUGGGGUCGCGGUGGGCAAAGGCUUGAACGUGAAGGGCAAGUCCGCGAAGAAGGGAGUGCUCUCUGGCUUCGUGCCCUUUAUCCAGAUCUCGGACAACGACCACCGGUCCAUCAUCGAGCAGUCUCCGCGCGAGUCGCGGGUGACUGUCUACUACAAGACCAAGGCCUCGCGGCAGGAGGCGCAGAAGCUCCUCCAGGCGGCCUUGGAAGACACGAGCUUGGACAUCGAGGACCGGUCCCUUCGUCUCGUCGACGACUUCCAGCCCGAGAGUUGGGGCCUGGACCUGCCAGAGCCGCUGAUCCGCGAAAUGUACAUCGUGCGAUCGGACCUGACGCCGGUCAUGGGUUGGGAGACCGGGAGGCGUUCGGAGCCAGCUUUCAUGGACAUGAAUUUGCACGCCAUCCGCGGGAAAUCCGAGCCCCAGGUGGUCCUGUACCAGUACGACGAGAGCGACCCGAUGAAUCCUCGUGGUUUGCUCAUCGCGUAUGCAGAGGCCCACGUGAAGCCGGUGGUUUCGGACUUCGACACCUUCACGGUUGGCAGUCGAGGCAUGCGCUACAGCCAGCUGCCAGCGGAUCAGGCCAAGCUCAUCACGUGGCUGCUGCAACGGACGCAAGAAAUCCUGGGGUCCCUGGACCACAACCCCUGGACUUCUCGGUGGCUGGAGGUCUUGAAGAAGGAGAACGAGAAGGAGGACGGGGUCCACCCAGAGCUGCCCAAGUUCGGCUUCGGGGAUCCCACCUCGUACCAGCUCAUAGCUGACGUCGUGGCAGAGACUGCCCCUUGUGGUGCUGUCCGCCACGGUGCCGAGUGUAGCAACUUCUACUUCCCCCAGGAGCUGGACGACGAGUUCCUGGUGGUUUGGCACGGCUUCAACGAGAUGCAUGGCAAGCCUUGGGAUUACAAGGACGAGUCCAGCCUGCGAGCCUUCCUGCUAGAGCGCAUCGCCGAGGGCUACUCCUUCCCCUUGAACCCGGUCUGGCCCCUGCGGGACAAGGGCUGGUUCGAGGUCUUCCAGGCUUUGAACGCCUCGGAGCAUGGGGCCCAGGACCUUCAGUCCUGGUUCCCAGCCGAGGAGCAAGGAUGCAAAAUCCGAGACGAAGACGAGAAUCCGAGCUCUGAGCCUCCCUCAAUUCGAGUGGCGCUGCGACCCGGCUACUGCCGGCGGCGGCGAAAGGGUCCGAUGCUGUUUGAGCACCUUAUCGACGGCGUGGCACGUGCCCGUGCCGUGCUGGCCAAGGGUGCGAAGUUUCCCUGUUUGAAGGGCGAGACUGCGGAUGUCGCGACGGUGGUGCGAAACUGGUGGGCCUACCCGGCGGUGGGCUUCGGUGCAACUCUGGAGCUCCCGGUGCAGAAGUUCGAAGUCCUCGAUACGGAGAAGACCGAGCUAGGCUCCGUGGUGGUGCCGAACAGCAUCUUCGGCCUGCCGAUUCGAAAGGACCUGAUCUUCAAGGCCUACUGGUAUCACCGCAGGAAGCUGGCCGGGUAUCAGGACACGAUGCAGCUCUACAAGUGGGAAUGGCCCGGGGCCAACAAGAAGUUUCGCACUCAGAAGAAGCAGGGCAAGGGCCGCAUGGGCCGGCGAAAGGCCCCCGGGAGGUUUGAGGGCUCCCAUUGCCAUGCCUUGCGGCCUCGCGACUGGGGUCGGAAGAAGAUGAACGCCCGAGCUCUUUGGCAGGCGAGGAGCCUGGCAGCAGGGCAGGAGCAGGAAGAGCUUUCUGCGGCUUCUUCCGAGGCCGUGCGAUGCAUGCUCUCGGUGAAGUUCGUGCAGAACUCCAUAAAGGUGGUAGACUCCUUCAACUUGCAAAGCCACAAGACCAAGCACCUCGUGCAGCACCUCCGUCGUUUGCUGGGCCGCAGGUGUCACAGCGCCCUGUUGGUGCACGAAGGCCACAUCGACGUGAACGACAACUGCCGCUGGGCCUCGGCACACGUGCCGGCCAUCCGGCGAGGCUUGAGCGUCUACAACCUCCUCAAGUAUCACCAGGUAGUGAUCACAGAGGCGGCGUUGACUAAGCUGCUGAAGGAGAUCUUUCUCUUUCCACGUCGCCGGGGGUGGGCACAGCGCUUUGCCACGCCCGACCAGCGCCCUGCGCCGGUUCCUUCGAAGGUGCCGGGCUGGAACCGCGCCUGGGUGGAGAGAAAGGAGCGCCAGAGCCAGCUGCACCUCCACACUCCGCGAUUCCCUUCCGCGUUCAGUUCCGCAACUCAACGCGAUCCUGCGAGCGAGGAGCGCCUGAGAAAUUCCGAGUUCCGGGCCCGGGAGUUCUUCCAGGCAGAGGGGUCUUCCAACAUGGACAUGGACAUAUGUUCUUACACAUGCAUGAUACGACGUGUGUAUGUAUGUAAACACCAAAAACUACCGCGAGGUGCCACGCUACCGCACCAAUCCUCCUACAUUUAG
This is a messenger RNA of Symbiodinium sp. CCMP2592, 2907 nucleotides long. The record is from the annotation of a GenBank genome assembly. Lineage: Eukaryota; Dinophyceae; Suessiales; Symbiodiniaceae.